This is a messenger RNA of Ilex paraguariensis (yerba mate), 462 nucleotides long. NCBI's taxonomy places the organism in Eukaryota, Viridiplantae, Streptophyta, Magnoliopsida, Aquifoliales, Aquifoliaceae. The record is from the annotation of a GenBank genome assembly.
AUGGGGGCCCAGGAGGUUAUAACCAUCAAGACUCGAGGGAUCACUAAGAAGAGUCUGUUUGAGGAGGUUGAGAUCAUUUCCCAAACAAUGCCCAGGUCGGAGCUGACGACUUUGGGCCUAGUCAGGUCAGCUCUAAGCUCCUCUACCCUAGGUCUUGAGGCUGCCACCCACAUCAAUGCCCUUGCUGUAGAGAUGCACCACACAAAGGGGGAGCUUAGUGCCAAAGAGACUGGUCUUGCUUCAACAAAGAGGCAAAGGGGAUAUCUUGCUAACCAGUUGGUAGCUUCUACCUCCUUUGAACUCUCAUUAAAGGACUUGUUGGAAUCAAGAGAGGUCUCCCUUGUUCGAGCUACUAUGGUGGCAGAAAGAGCCAAGCUUGAGAAAGAUAAGGUGGUGGAGGAGAACAUCUUGUUGAAGUCUCAGUUGGCUAAGACAAGAGGCCUUCCUUGUUUGACCUACUAA